Messenger RNA from Schistosoma rodhaini, 255 nucleotides. The record is from the annotation of a GenBank genome assembly. NCBI's taxonomy places the organism in Eukaryota, Metazoa, Platyhelminthes, Trematoda, Strigeidida, Schistosomatidae.
AUGUAUCUUUUUAUCAGAAUCUUUCAAUAUAAAACGAGACCUACUGGGUAUACUAAUGUCUCUACUACUACUACUACUACUACUACUACUACUACUACUACUACUACUACUACUACUACUACUACUACUACUACUACUACUACUACUACUACUACUACUACUACUACUACUACUACUACUACUACUACUACUACUAUGAUACAUGCAGUUAGACGUGUUAUAUAUAUAUACAUCAGUAUUAACAUUAUUAUGUGA